UGAAGUCCCAGAGAGUCAAUGGCUGGUCCUGCUGACUCUUGUCUUCAGACAAGUCUGCGAGGCAGCCCGGCAGACUUGGAAGCCCUUCCAUGAAGGUGAAACUAAGAGAAAUCAGUUGAGUAUUUGGAAAAUAAUUAUCUGGAGGACCAGCUUCCUCCACAGCCAGAGAGAAGCUGAGAAGCUUCAUAAUAUUUCAUCAUUCUCAAGUCUAUCCCCAGUGGAACAGAUGUCUUCAGUGGUGGCCCCAACUAAAGAAUCCAAUGCCAUGGGCCCAAAGGAAAUGGAGCUCAUUCUUGUUAAAGAGCAAAACGGAGUGCAGUUCACCAAUUCAACCCUCAUUAACCCAGCCCAAACCAGCAUUGAAACAGAAGAAAGAGAGACAUGGAGUAAAAAGAUUGACUUUCUUCUUUCCGUGAUUGGUUUUGCAGUAGACCUUGCUAAUGUUUGGAGAUUUCCUUACCUCUGCUACAAAAAUGGAGGCGGUGCUUUCUUGGUCCCAUAUUUGUUUUUCAUGGUGAUUGCUGGGAUGCCACUCUUCUACAUGGAAUUGGCAUUAGGACAAUUCAAUAGGGAAGGAGCUGCUGGAGUCUGGAAAAUCUGUCCAAUAUUAAAAGGUGUGGGCUUUACUGUUAUCCUUAUAUCCCUUUAUGUUGGAUUCUUCUAUAAUGUCAUCAUUGCCUGGGCUCUCCAUUACUUUUUCUCAUCCUUCACUAUGGAUCUUCCCUGGAUACACUGUAAUAACACCUGGAAUAGCCUGAACUGCUCAGAUACUCGUUUUUCCAACUCCAGUGACAGCUUUGACAUCAAUGAUACCUAUAAAACCACUCCUGCUGCAGAAUAUUUUGAACGAGGAGUGCUACAUCUUCAUCAGAGCAAAGGAAUCGAUGAUUUAGGGCUUCCUCGGUGGCAACUGACCUCUUGCUUGGUAGUUGUGAUUGUACUGCUUUAUUUUAGCUUAUGGAAAGGAGUGAAGACAUCUGGCAAGGUGGUAUGGAUUACGGCCACUAUGCCGUAUGUAGUCCUCACAGCCUUGCUACUUCGUGGGGUCACUCUUCCAGGAGCCAUCGAUGGUAUCAAAGCCUACUUGAGUGUUGAUUUCUAUCGUCUCUGUGAGGCAUCUGUUUGGAUAGAUGCUGCUACUCAAAUCUGCUUCUCUCUUGGUGUUGGGUUUGGUGUGCUUAUAGCAUUCUCCAGUUACAAUAAAUUUACUAACAACUGUUAUAGAGAUGCGAUCAUCACUACCUCGGUCAACUCCCUGACAAGUUUUUUUUCUGGCUUUGUCAUCUUCUCCUUUUUGGGCUAUAUGUCACAGAAACACAAUGUUCCCAUUGGUGAUGUGGCCAAAGAUGGACCUGGACUUAUUUUUAUUAUCUAUCCUGAAGCAAUUGCUACUCUACCUCUGUCCUCUGCCUGGGCUGUGGUUUUCUUCAUCAUGCUUCUCACAUUAGGAAUCGACAGUGCUAUGGGAGGAAUGGAGUCCGUGAUCACUGGCCUGAUUGAUGAAUUUAAGUUUCUCCACCGGCACCGAGAGCUCUUCACCCUGUUCAUUGUCUUGUCAACAUUUCUAACCUCCCUCUUCUGCGUCACCAAUGGUGGUAUUUAUGUCUUUACCCUGCUGGACCACUUUGCAGCAGGGACAUCUAUUCUUUUUGGAGUACUCAUUGAAGCCAUUGGGGUUGCAUGGUUUUAUGGGGUUGGUCAGUUCAGUGAUGACAUUAAACAAAUGAUCGGUCGGAGACCUGGCUUGUAUUGGAGGCUUUGCUGGAAGUUUGUCAGCCCCUGUUUUCUUUUGUUUGUAGUAGUCGUCAGCAUUGUUACAUUCAGACCACCCAACUAUGGAACAUACAUCUUUCCAGACUGGGCCAACGUGGUAGGCUGGAUAAUCGCCACUUCUUCCAUGGCAAUGGUACCAAUUUAUGCCACCUAUAAAUUCUGCAGCUUACCUGGAUCUUUUCGUGAGAAACUAGCUUACGCCAUCACUCCUGAGAAAGAACAUGGCCUGGUAGAGAAUGGGGAAGUGCGUCAAUUCACUCUCCGCCAUUGGCUAAUGGUAUAGAGCAAUAUGAAGAAAGAAGGAAAUGUGAAAAUUAGCUAUGGGAAAGAAUGUGAAUGAAGAACCAAAUCAUGAACUAAUGGAGAAAGAAAGGCUCUUUUUAUUAUAUAACCUCUUCUUUACUGAAAAGCAAAAAAAGGAAGAAAAAAAGGCUUUUCUCUUCUGACUGUUUACACAGUGUCUACACCAACGGAUAAGUUGUCAUUGUCCUGUACUGGUUAAAUAUAGCAUACAAUUAGUGUGGUGAGUUCUUUGGUUCAAAUGCUCAAUCAUUACUAGGAGGAAAGAAUAAAUCACUUAAUGCUAUUCAUGCAGAACCUUUCCCUAAAAUCACAUGUAAAGUAACAGGAAUAUAACCUGCAGCAUCUAGUUCGUGGCAUUUCAUUUGGAAAUGGCAUGAAUUUGGAGAGAAAGGAAUGCCCUAAUCAGUAGCUAGCAGGUACAUGCCAUGCUGCAAAUUUGAGUAUCUCUCAUCGACUUCCUAGAUGACUUCUUCUCACCUACAGAAAUCAACUAUUCCAUUUCGUUUAAUUGUAGAGAAUGUGAAACAAAAAAAAUAAUUCUCAAUUUUAGAGCACUUUAAAGAUCUCUAGUUAAAAGUUAAGGCUACAAAAUAAGAAUUAUGAUUGUGUAUAAUAUAUAACAGUGGUAUGUUAGGAGAAUUUCAUGGUCACACGUGCUAAAUAUGAUCAGGGAUAAAAAUUUUUUUUCAUUUAGUUGAGAGAAAAAGGUACGCUGAAUUAGUUUUAUACAGCUUUAUACCUGGUGGGUUGGGGAAUCCAGAACAAUCCAUUACAACUUGGAUCAGAACUCAGUUGACAUAGCAGUAAGUAAUAUUCACUGAGCAUCCUUAUGGACACAGCAAAACAGAGUUUCUGGACCAGAAGGGGUAUGCAUUUGCAAAUACAGGUACAGCUAUGUGAAUCUCACAGCUGUGUAUCAUUAUAAGGACAUCGAAUUAUGAAGUUGCUAGCCAGUCUAUGCCCUGUUAUACAAUAUAGCAAGGAACACUUUCUGGAACAUUAACCAUCUACAUAAAUGCGUGUCUCAAUUUCCCAAAAACAGCUCCAAUUCAGACAUGGGAUUCCAUCUUUGAUUGAUACAUUCCUUGCAUGUCUGUCUUUGUAACAGUAAUGUUACCAUGUCGCAGGCUUUAAUUUGCUGAUGGAAUGAGACAAAAUUUUGAAAUGCCACAUAAAUACAUUUCACCUUUUGGGCUUAUUGAUUCAAAAAUGCUGUAUGUACUAUUUCAGCUUGAUUAAUGAAGCCUGUCUGAAAUUAUGACUUUGUUGUCUUUCAGAGGUGAAGUAAAAAUCAUUAGUUGACACUGAGUGUCAAGAUUCUACCAAGAAACACAGAAUAGCACAACUCAUAGUUUAUCUUUUCAAUGUAUCUGACAGUUUCUUUUUUUUUAACUGAGCUAUCUGCUGAAAGAUUUAUACCUGACAGCUCAGAAAUACAUUUUUUUCUUCCAUUGCAGAAACAGUAAUUUUACUCAGAUCCAUUUCUUUUCUUUUCAUUUGUAUGGUUUUUUAUCAUGUCUGAGUUAACCAACCCUCGAUUCAUCUUCAUAGGAGAUUUGAGACAGGUUGCAGGGAAAACUAUAAGGGACUGGGAGAUGCCUUAUGAUCUAGCCAUGCACAACAAAGCUAGAGCUCAUAUAAUUCAUGUUGAAUGAAUCCAAGAGUUCUUAACCUUUUUGUGUCACAGACCCCUUUUGCAGUCUGGCGAGGCCUUCAGAUCCCUUCUCAGAAUAUUAUUAAAUGCAUACAAUAAAAUACACAGGAUUACAAAGGAAAUCAAUUAUAGUGAAAUAAAGUUAUCAAAAUAUUUUUUCAAAGUUAAUGGAAUUCAACAGCCCCUAUUCUGUUGUCACAAUUCACAUCAUAGGAUAUCAUAUCACAUCUAAACCACAAAUGAAAACUUCAUUCAGAGAUCUAUAAGAAAAAAGUCAAUUACUCUUAAAGAGGAAUAUAUUCAUAUACUAUAAGUACAUAAAAACAAGCAAUCCUAGUAUAAAUCUGAAAUAGGACAUAUAGUAGAGAAUUUGAACUAAGCCAAAAGGCAUGAAUUCUAGUUUCUGCUUUAUCUUUAGCUAUCCUGUGAACUCUUAACAAGUCAUAACUAGAGUUUUGCCUGUCUGAUAUAGGACAAGUACCUCUCAGAGUUGUGAGAACCAAAUAACUUACUUGUAUGCCCAUUAUUCAUUGAUCUGUGAAUAGACCUGGAUGCUAACACAAUGUUAAAUGUUGAACAUGUUACCCUAGAAUUAGAAAUGAAAAAAAAACCUUUCUAUUAAAAAUAUUUUAUUCUAGUGAAGAUAGAGAGAGGGAAGGAAGGAAGGAGAAAAGGAAGGGAGGAAGAAAGGAAGGAAAGGAAGAAGGAAACAAUGAAGGAAGGAAGGAAGGAUCAUAAACAGCUUUGAUUUAAGGCUAAAGGUAAUUGUCAUUGAUUUUAUUUAUUUUAAAAACACACAUUGAACAACAAUACUUAUUUUAAUAUUAGGAGAAUGUUUUUAGAAAUCAGAUUAAGUAUAUGAUGUGUCUGGUGAGUCUAAAAGUUUAGCACUUAUUAUGACUGCUUCUAAUCCUUAGUUAUUUAAAUGUCUAUUACAAGAGUUUCUCAUGAUAGAAGUUUUUCAAGAAUUUUUGGGCAUCAUAGUGUGACAUUUCCCAUGGAAGGAAUAUGUGUAUCAUUAUUAUAAGCACAUGCCAAAAGCUUUUGAGUCUAUGUCAUCAUACAAGGACUUGUACAAUAUUGAAAAUUGAGGUGCUGUUAAUGAAUGUGGAAAAUACCAAUGAUUUCCUUUUAAAGCAUCUUCUAGUUUUGUCUCACCUGUGGAUUUCCAAAUCCAUUAGUCUAUUUCCCAGAUGUCUAAUGCAUGUGGAAGAUGAAGUCUGACCAAUGCCUGUAGAACUUUGUGUGACGUCAGUUUGUUAUGUACAACUUUGUUUUAUGCUUGUGGUAGAGGGGAAUCCAGUUUAUAUAUUCUUCUCAAUUUUAAGUUGUUUCUGUGUAUUUUAUGUAGAAAAUUUGAUGUCUUAAAUGUCGAUACAUGUUUCACUACUCAAUAAAUAUCUUGUAUGGGUCACUACUAACAAUAAAACUCUAAGUCGGAAAAGCGACCUUAGGAAAA
Monodelphis domestica (gray short-tailed opossum) is the source of this 5189-nucleotide messenger RNA. It is a transcript of the gene SLC6A3, whose product is annotated as solute carrier family 6 member 3. Gene Ontology annotation, cellular component: plasma membrane. Gene Ontology annotation, molecular function: dopamine:sodium symporter activity. The record is from RefSeq and is a predicted model, not a curated record. NCBI's taxonomy places the organism in Eukaryota, Metazoa, Chordata, Mammalia, Didelphimorphia, Didelphidae. Gene Ontology annotation, biological process: neurotransmitter transport; nitrogen compound transport; sodium ion transmembrane transport.